UACAAAUAUAAAUAAAUCGAGUGUUUUUAGAGAUUAGGUUCCUGUCAUUCUGUAUUCUUCUUCUCUUCCGCCGCCGCUAGGGUUUAGCCUAUUUUUCACUAUUCCUUUUCUUCUCUUAAUUCCUUACCCCUAAAUCGAUCUACAAUAUAUAGAUGAUGUAUUUUUCAUGCUAAUCUGCUGAGCAAAAAUAACAACACAAUACAAAGAAUAAGUAUAGAUUGUUAGUGUUGUUUUUGUUGUUUGUUUUGAAAAUGGCGACAAUUAACCCUUUUGAUUUGUUGGGUGACGAUGCUGAAGACCCUUCUCAGUUGAUUGCCGCUGAACAACAGAAAGCUGCGGCUGCAGCGGCGGCGGCGGCGGCUGCUCCAAAAAAGAGUCAAGAACAAGGCAAACCGCAAAAGGCGGCUCAGUUGCCCUCCAAACCACUACCUCCUUCUCAAGCUGUGAGGGAGGCCAGAAACGAGCCUUCUCGCGGUGGCCGUGGAGGUAGCCGUGGACGUGGAUUUGGACGUGGUCGCGGCUUCGGUCGUGAUUUCUCCAAUGAUGAUAACUCAUUCCCUGCAUCUGGAGCCCCUGCUCAUCAAGGUUCUACCGAAGAAGGAGAUUCUGGUAAUCCCGCUGAGAGACGUGGUUAUGGAGCACCUCGUGGACCUUACCGCGGAGGUGGUGGAGGCGGUCGACGUGGAGGCUUUAGCAAUGGAGAAGCUGGUGAAGAGGGACGUCCACGAAGACCUUUUGAUCGCCACAGCGGGACUGGGCGCGGAAGUGGAUUCAAACGUGAAGGUGCUGGACGAGGCAAUUGGGGAACCCAAUCUGAUGAAAUUGCUCAGGUGACUGAGGAAGUUGCUAAUGAAACUGAAAAGAAUUUGGGUGAAGAGAAGCCUGCUGGUGAGGAAGAAGCAGCAGAUGUUAGCAAGGAAACUCCUGCUAAUGAAGCUGAAGAAAAGGAACCUGAGGAUAAGGAGAUGACACUGGAAGAGUAUGAGAAAGUGCUGGAAGAGAAAAGGAAAGCCCUGCAGGCACUUAAGACUGAAGGAAGAAAGGUGGAUGCUAAAGAGUUUGAAUCCAUGAAGCCAUUGUCGUGCAAAAAAGACAAUGUUGAGAUCUUUGCUAAAUUGGGAUCUGACAAGGAUAAGCGCAAAGAAGCUUUUGAUAAGGAGAAGUCAAAGAAGGCUCUUAGCAUUAACGAGUUUCUGAAGCCUGCUGAUGGAGAGAAGUUCUACAACCCAGGUGGUCGUGGUGGACGUGGUGGUCGCGGUGGCCGUGGUUCAAGGGGAGGAGGUUUUGGUGGAAAUGCAUACAGCAAUGUCCCAGCUCCAUCCAUCGAGGAUCCCGGGCAAUUCCCAACCUUGGGUGGUGGCAAGUGAGAUAGAGAUAUUUCAAAACCAUUUCCCUCUCCCCCUUUUUAUUUAGUACUUCAAUUUUGGGUUCUUCUCUGAUUUGAACUUCUUAAGCUACUUUUGGUAAUUGGAUUUCGAGUCAUUAUUAGAAGGGUUUAUUUAACUUUUUUAAUGUAAAUUUAGUUUGUUUUUCAUACGGUCAUUUGUAACCUUUUCGUUUAUUGUUAUGUUUCCCUGUGUUUUGACAAUUGAUGGGGUUAUAUCUUGGCGGAUAAGACAUAAAUGUUUUUGCAAUUUCGGUUAUUGAAAUC
Cicer arietinum (chickpea) is the source of this 1651-nucleotide messenger RNA. RefSeq names its product RGG repeats nuclear RNA binding protein B-like. Gene Ontology annotation, molecular function: mRNA binding. NCBI's taxonomy places the organism in Eukaryota, Viridiplantae, Streptophyta, Magnoliopsida, Fabales, Fabaceae. The record is from RefSeq and is a predicted model, not a curated record. Gene Ontology annotation, cellular component: cytoplasm; nucleus.